Molecule: messenger RNA, 1845 nt
Organism: Mya arenaria
Lineage: Eukaryota; Metazoa; Mollusca; Bivalvia; Myida; Myidae
Exons: 1
Coding region: 1-1845 (614 amino acids)
Source: RefSeq, a predicted model, not a curated record
AUGCUAUACAACACUUAUUCGCCGGUUUUGAUCAAUUCUUGCAACAUCACGGCUUUAGAUCCAUGGGACGAAUCGCUAAGGCCAUUUUUGAAAAAGCCGUUACGUCUUCCAUGUGAAGAAAAAUACGAGUUAUUUUACUUCCGCUCUGCCGGACAGCUGUAUAUGAACACGUCAGUUGCGGACAAACACGGUCUCGAACUUUCAACCCAGGAGUGUUGGUUUCAAGUCAUUCGGAGAAUGGAUGGGGACUUACUCUUAAAGAUGUUGCCACGGCAACAAUUGCAACUUCCGAUGGAGAUUCGCGGCCAUAUCUUCCGUGUCACGUGCAAUGAACGUGGGAACAAUAUUACACUAUAUGAUAUGGCACAUUUUAACCCUUUCUUCAACGAAUAUGCAAAACGCGACUCCAAAAUAGAAGCUGAAAGUGCCAGAAAGCCAAGCAUUAUUAUAUUUGGGUUAGAUUCAGUGUCAAGGUCACAUGCAAUUAGAAACUUACAAAAGUCAUACGCGUAUUUGCGUGAUAAACUCCAAAGUGAUGAUUUGGAAGGGUUCAGGAAGGUUGGUGAAAAUACAUUUCCUAACAUUGUCCCUCUGUUGACAGGAAAGAGUCAAUCGUGGUUCCCACACAUUUUUCACCUCCGUAUGCAUACAGACUCUAUGCCUCUCCUGUGGAACGAGUCACCAGCGGCAACUAUGGCGACAUUCUUUGCUGAGGACAGACCGGAUAUAUCUACCUUUAACUUUAUGAAAAGCGGAUUCAAGAAAAUUCCGACUGAUUUUUAUUUUCGUCCGUACACAUUGGCCAUGAAUAAAUUCGAACCGGUUUUCGGCAAAAAAUUAGGGAAACCUACGUUGGAUUGCUAUGGAAACAGAAACCAUUUCGAAAUUGAAAUUGAUUAUCUGAAAAGCUUUUUACAGAAAUACAACAAGAGACGCAAAUUCGCCUUCUUCUGGUCAAAUCAAGUCGGACACGAACAUUUUACAUCCGUGAGUAGAGGUGAUGAACCGUUUCUAGAUUUUCUAAGGUGGAUGGUGUCUGAAACGGAUAUGAGAAACACCAUAUUUAUAGCGCUCAGUGACCACGGCUUUCGUUUGGGUGGUGCCUCAUUGACACACAUCGGACGCGCUGAAAACAACAACCCUUGGUUAAUGAUUCACGUUCCAGAAAGUGUUACUAAAACAUAUCCCAAACUUCGGACUCAUCUUAAAGAAAAUUCGAAACACCUCGUUACGCAUUAUGACAUUCAUCAGACGGUUUUAGACGCGAUGCACGGGCGUGGUUUUGAGGACAAGACGUUAGUGCCAACACAACAAUAUGUCGUGCCACGGAACGUCUUUCAUCCUAUACCGGACGAUCGCACAUGCCUGGAUGCUGGAGUGGAUGAAAUAUUUUGCACGUGUGUAGAUACAGAACCAUUAGACGUCCACUCCCCUUUAGUGCAAUCACUAGCCAAUUUUAUUAUCAAGCAUAUAAAUAAGAUCAUCUACAAUCCAUCAAACAUUUGUUCAAGAAUCAUGCUUUUAAACAUAACCGAAGCGAAAGUUGAAUAUUCGAAGAAAGAUUUACAAAACUUGCAUAAUUAUGUAUUUAAAAAUAGUUCAGAAGAAUUCACACGGUCCUUAGACCAAGAUACGGGACGGUAUACAAUAUUUAUAAACACUUUCCCUGGAUCGGGAGUCUUUCAGGGAACGGUGGAUUUUAUGUCAAUUGGAAAAGCCGCAAGCCUGGACGACCAAAUGACUGUGGUUGGCGAACCAAUUCGUCUAAGCAGAUACGGUAAUCAAUCCCAUUGUGUUGACGAUGUGAAACUGAAAACCUUAUGUUACUGUACGGAUUUGUUAUAA